AUGGGGAACCACAAGAAGCUGCUCCAGUUCCUGCGGCCGGACCCGGCGGUGGCGACGGCGCCGGUGAAGUCAUCGUCCACGACGUCGGACGACGAGGACGACGACGACUACUCCUACACGCCGGCGACGCCGACCACGAGCGCGAGCGCUAGCACGGCGGCGUCGCCGUACGCCGCGUCCCCGUGGACGCAGCUCCCGGGUCUCGUUGGCAGCGGUGCGGCGGAGGACGCCGCGACGACCAACAAGCAGUGGACGGGGCUCCUCGGCUCGCUCGUCAAGGAGGGCGGCGGCCACGUGUACUCGCUUGCCGCGGCGGGGGACCUGCUGUACACGGGCACGGACUCGCGGAACGUGCGGGUGUGGCGGGACCGCCGCGAGCUGGGCGGGUUCCGGUCGGGGAGCGGCCUCGUGAAGGCCAUCGUGGUGGCCGCCGACGGCCGCAUCUACACGGGGCACCAGGACGGGAAGGUGCGCGUGUGGCGGCGCGCGUCGUCGGAGAAGGGGGACGACCCCACCGGUGCCGUGCAGCACCGGCGCGUGGGGUCGCUGCCCCGGUUCCGGGACGUGCUGCGGAGCUCGCUCCGGCCGUCGCAGUACGUGCAGACGCGGCGGCGGCACAGCGGCCUCUGGAUGCGGCACUUCGACGCCGUGUCGUCGCUGAGCCUGGACGCCGCGGCGGGGCUCAUCUACUCGGCGUCCUGGGACCGCACCUUCAAGGUGUGGCGGGUGUCCGACUCCAAGUGCCUCGAGUCCGUGUACGCCCACGCCGACGCCGUCAACGCCGUCGCCGCCGUGGGCUUCGACGCGCUCGUGCUCACGGGCUCCGCCGACGGCACGGUCAAGGUGUGGCGGCGCGGGGCGAAGACGAAGGCGGGGAACAACAGCAAGAAGAAGGGCCGCCGGGACGACGGGGACACGUGGCACACCAUGGAGCGCGUGCUGCGGGAGGGCGACAGCGCGGUCACGGCCAUCGCGGUGGCCGUGGAGGCCCGCGUGGUGUACGUCGGCUCCUCCGACGGCGCCGUGUCGCACUGGCAGUGGCGUCGCGGCGCGGCCCCCGGCGCCGCGCCUCGGAACGGCGGCGCGCUGCGAGGACAUAAGAUGGCCGUGCUGUGCCUCGCCGUGGCCGGCCGCGUCGUCGUCAGCGGGUCCGCCGACCGGACCAUCAACGUGUGGCGCCGCGAGGAGGGCGCCGACCACGCCCGCCUCGCCGUGCUCACGGGCCACACGGGCCCCGUCAAGUGCGUCGCCAUGGACGAAGAGGAGGUGGACGACGCCGCCCCUCGCCGGUGGGUCGUGUACAGCGGCAGCCUCGACGGGUCCGUCAAGGUGUGGCGCGUCUCCGACUCGGACGGCGGCGGGGGCCUGACGACGUCGGCGACGACGACUCCCGCGCGCUACAGCUGGAAGGGCUCGUGGACGCCCUACGCGGAGGCGCCGGAGCCGAGGCACAUGGGCGCGGCGUGA
Molecule: messenger RNA, 1467 nt
Organism: Miscanthus lutarioriparius
Lineage: Eukaryota; Viridiplantae; Streptophyta; Magnoliopsida; Poales; Poaceae
Source: the annotation of a GenBank genome assembly